AUGAAGUUUUUUAUAGCAAGUUCAGUGAUUUUCAGUCUACUGACUUGGGAUUUCGUCUACUCUCAAAGUACCGAGAGUGUAUUGCGCGACAAGUAUGAUGGCUAUGGAGAAGAUUGGAUUUUUAUGCCCGAUGGCAAUGAUCAGCCUCAAGUAGCUGUUUUAAAAGGGCACGAACCAGAAACUGUAAAUCGAGGACUAUGGGAAGAAGGUGUUACAUUUUUACUGUACACUAGGUCAAAGCCUAAUAAUGGUACAGUAUUGUACACUGGCAAUCCUAAUUCGAUAAAGAACUCCGACUUUUCCCCAAGACGUCCCACGAAAUUCAUUACACAUGGCUGGAAAUCGAGUGCAUCGAGCGCAGGACUUGUCAACUUAAAAAAUGCUUUUCUACAAAAGGUUGACUGCAAUGUCAUACUCGUCGACUGGGAGCCUUUGGCUGCAAGUACUUUUUACUUGGGCCCUAUGAGGAAUACUGCCGAUGUUGGAGCUGAAGCUGGAAAAUUCAUAGAAUUUUUAGUCCAGGAAACUGGUGUUCCUCGAAAGAAUAUCCAUUUUCUUGGACAUUCUCUUGGAGCACACGUAGCUGGUAAUGCAGCGUCUUCAAUACCAUCUGGAAAAAUAGCCAGAGUGACUGGACUCGACCCAGCUUUACCGGGUUUCCAUGCUAUUACGCCAACAAGUGGACGUCUGGAUGCAUCAGACGCUGAGUUUGUGGACAUAAUUCAUUCCUGUGGAGGUAUUCUAGGAUUUUUGCAGCCACUCGGUCACGCUGAUUUUUAUCCUAACGGAGGAAUCGCUAUACAACCUGGAUGUUGUUGUAUGCCAGAAAUGACAGAGGCAUGUAGUCAUGGCAGAGCUUACGUUUAUUACACAGAAAGUAUUCUUUCCGAGACAGGUAUGUUAGCGUCCCAAUGCAGUACCUGGGACAAAUAUCUAGGUGGUGAAUGCAAUGAUUCCCCGGUGACGUUUAUGGGAGAAUAUGUAGACCGUUCAGCAAAAGGAACUUAUUUUUUGAGAACGCGCUCACAAGCACCGUUUGGAAUUUCCGAAGAUUCUAACUCUGUUUGA
Cotesia congregata is the source of this 1068-nucleotide messenger RNA. The record is from the annotation of a GenBank genome assembly. NCBI's taxonomy places the organism in Eukaryota, Metazoa, Arthropoda, Insecta, Hymenoptera, Braconidae.